AUGGACAGUAUUGAUGAUUGGGUGGAGCGCAGUAUCAGUGAAUGGAAGACCACCUUCAAUGAACGUAUCGCCAGAGCUCGUUGUAGAAAAUUGAUUGAGGAAAUCGUGACAUAUAUCCGUGACCGUGUUCGCCCUGUGGGACAAAUUGAUACACUUAAUCGGGAAAUUAGAAAUCUCAAGCGAGAAGUUCAUGGACUUAAUCAGCGAAACAGAUCUCUCAAAAUGGAGUUGGAACAACUCAGGGAACAGGUGUCCGGGUACCAGAAUCAGCAGAGAACAUUAGAGGUGGAAAAUAAUGUAUUGGCAGAGCGACUACAACAGACUCAGCAAAGCAACUCCAACAGAAGGCUACGCUCCCAUGCACCCUGA
Molecule: messenger RNA, 369 nt
Organism: Quercus robur (English oak)
Lineage: Eukaryota; Viridiplantae; Streptophyta; Magnoliopsida; Fagales; Fagaceae
Exons: 3
Coding region: 1-369 (122 amino acids)
Source: RefSeq, a predicted model, not a curated record